Molecule: messenger RNA, 1886 nt
Organism: Vitrella brassicaformis
Lineage: Eukaryota; Vitrellaceae
Source: the annotation of a GenBank genome assembly
AUGGCAGCCCGUCCCGCGGCCUCACAAGGCCAGCAAAGUGCGGCCGCUGCUGCUGCUGCUCCGGCUGCUGGUGCUGCUGCAGCUGCCCCAAUUCGUCCCCCCGUCCCACAGGAGCAACAGCAGGCCCCUCGCGCGCGGGUGCCUAUGCAGCUGGGCGUGUCCCUGUCCCCCACCGCCACCGACGGCAGCUCCGCACUGCCCUCCAUGUACACACAGUACCAGAUGGCCCUGCAGCAGAUGCACCAGCAGGCGCAGCAGAUGCACCAGCAGGCGCAGCAGGCGGCACAGAGUCAGAUGGCCAAGGCCAUGCAGCAGGCACAGAGUCAUAUGGCCCUCCAGCAGCAGAUGUUCCUCCAGCAGCACAUGGCCCUCCAGCAUCAACAGCGGCCCGGGGGUGCUGGUGCUGGUGCUGGUGUGGGCACAUCCGUGGCGGCCCGACCGCCUGCUGCAUACCCACGCAUCACCCAGGCGGCCAGAGCCGUUAGGAUGGAUGAGCUCGUCACCGUCCAUCGGGCUGGGACGGGCGCGGGGGGGACGGGGUCCGCAGCAGCAGCAGCAGCAGCACCAGCAGUGGCACCACCGGCUGCUGCUGCCGCAGCAGCGGCUGUGGCUGACGGUGAUGGUAGUGAUGGUGGGGAUGGAGGCGGGACGGUGAGAUUUCCGGAGCUGCCUGAUGACGUGUGCAAGUACAUCGAUGGCCUGCGGGAGGAGGAUAUACCAGGUACCAGAUACGCGGCUGCACUAGCCAACGCCCACAGCAGCAGACGUGCCUUGGUGUCUGUCUUGUUGUCUUGCUUUGUCUGUGUGCAGAUUUCAUCCCUUCCUGCCCCAUCACGUUGGGCGUGCUCCGCCAGCCUGCACUGAGCACAACCUCCCAGACCACAUACGAGUACGAAGCCAUCUGCGAACACCUCGACAACGUAAGGAGAGGUCAACCAUUGUCUGACCAACGAACGCACCUCUUUCUCCCUUCUAAUUUGAUGGACAGAGCGACCGCAGCCCCUCCAGCAACAAGCGACUGAGCAAGGACGACCUCGUUCCUGACCGCUCUGCCCUCAGGUUCAUCGAGGGCUGGGCGCGGGACCAGAUGCAGAAGGACCAGAACAAGAGGGGCAGCCCACCGGGCGGCAACGGGGCAUCGAAGCGUCAGAAGCUCGAAGGGGGUAGUGGUCCGGCUGCGGCAGCAUCAGCAUCAGCAGCAGCGGCAGCGGCCGCUGGUGGUGGUGGUAGGAAGGGAGAGGGGCGGAAGGUGAUAGAUUUGGCUGGCGACGACGAUGGCGGGGAGGCGGUGACGGUGACGGCCGUCGUCCUGGGGCGCCCUCCGGCGGGGCUUCUUAGCGCGGUGAGUCAGCUCAAGAGCACGCACGCUUGCCAGGGGAGUUGGGAAACGGCGGAUGUUAUUGAUGCCUUCUGUUGUGUUGUAUUGUGCUGUGUGUGUCAGGUCAAGGCCGCCCCCGAGACGGUGCUGACGGGCAUGAUGCAGUGGUUUGGCGAGCUCCACACCCACGCCGAGCCAUCGGACAAGCAGGUCAGGCGUCCACACCAACACGUGACACACAGGUGGAUGCGUGUCGUUUUUGGUCAGGUAGCUGAGUUGAAGAAGGUGUUGUCUCGAAGCACGCGUGUCGAGCGGGCCUUCCGCGAGUGGCUGUGCUCAUCUGUCGCACCCAACAACGAGGCCACCAGCCCCCGGGGGUGGUUCUCCCGCCCUCGGACGCACACCAACACCGGUAAGGUUGGACGAUGGUUGGGUGGACGGCUGCAAUUGCAAUCAUGGUGUGUGUGUGUGUGUGUGUGUAGAUGAUAGCUAUUCGCGCGUUGCCAACGCCACCUUCAAGACGGGCGUGUCGGCCAUCCUGCGGGAAAUCUACCCUGGCACCACAUGA